CCAGAAGGCCCCGCAAGCGGCAAGUCGCAUCACGUGAUAUCUUGAUCCAAUCACUGCACCCAGGAGAGUUUUGCCCGCGUCACACAAAUUCAGCGCGCCCAUAUUCUGCCAGGAGUGGAACUUAUCGCUGCAAGUAGCUCCGCCCAUUGUACCUGGCGCAAACCUGAACCUGCAAGUGCUAAUGUGAACUGUAUGGGGAGAUGGAUGCCAUCUUGCCCACAGUGGCAGAAGAACUUCUCCGUGAAAUUAAACGGAAUUAUCAAGAAACCUCACAAAUUACUGAUGAACUCCUUCUCGGAUUAAAGUUCAUCUUUGGGCCUACGGCACUGUACGCGCUGGAUUUAGUUGAUCAGCGUUCAGUGAGCCAUGUGACAAGUCCAAGUGGAAGGUCAACGUUCCAGGUAGUUGGAAGCUCGGGUAAAAUGUACACGUGUUUUGCCUCUUGUCAUUAUUGUUCCUGCCCCGCUUUCUCCUUUUCUGUGCUAAGGAAGAAUGACAACAUGCUGUGCAAGCACAUCCUAGCAAUCUACCUCAGCCAAGCCAUGGGACUUUGCCAGGAACUCACUGUGACUGAUAAGCAGAUGUGCGACAUACUGUUCCCCAAAGAGGAUUAGUGUGUGGAAUAUACCGGAAUGGAGCCAGAUGUGUUUUUUUUUUUUUAUUUUUUUAUUAUCCAAGUAGCCAACCUGCCUGGGGCCCUCAGUUCUCUUGUUCAUGUCGACAAACAUCACAGACUGCUGGAGUGGAUAACCUUUGGGUACAAGUGGGUCAGCUUCAGAGGGUGUCCUUUAGUGGUGAAAGAUAGUAAUGGAGUAACUCCAAAGGAGUUGGGUCCUAUGUGACAUGUGAAUUAUUUAAUAUUAAGAGGUUUAUUAAAAUGAGUUUGUAUUUAUGUUGUAGCUGUGUUUGUUUUACAUAGACAUGCACAAAUCAACUUAAAGAAAGGAGAUAUCGGUAAGUAAAGUUAGAGACAGAAUAGAUUGUAGAUACACAAAGGGGGGCCCCUUGAGACUUCCUGUAAUGUGGAAACAGUGGGAAUGGUGAAGCAGUGCUGUUUUUGUCACUGUAUCCAGACUGUCAGGGCAGAUAAGCUUUGUAGAAGAAGUGACUUACCUUAGGGUUGGCAAAAGCUGACCAUGCACUCACUGAUAUAAAACAAUUUUUACACCGCGUGAAUUAUUGCCCCAACAGUUUUCUUACCAUGGCGAUCAAACAGGUUAGAAAAUUUUGGUCGAAAAACGAUAAUAUCUGUGCAUGUAUGGUAUCUGACGAUAUCCCUGGCUGACCUCCAAAGUAUUUCCGGGACAUAACAUUCGUACGAUUGUUGUCUGGCUAUUAUUAAUGAUCAGAACAUCAUCAGAUUUGUUAUUUUUGAACUUUAAUCAUACAAUUGCAAUCUGAAUGUUAGUUCUAGAUACUUGCAUUAAAAGCUACAACCAAUACCCAAACAUUUAUCGUAAGACGACUAAAACGUAUAUGUGUAUGGCCUGCUUUACAGUUUGGUUAGCUGCUUUGCUUGUGUGUUUUGGUGCGUUUCAUUUCUUUAUGCUGCAGUGCUUUGCUUAUCUCUCACUUCAGUACAGAAGUUAAUAUUCUGCUGGACACGGACCAGUACUAGUCAUGCUGCAAAGGAACAUCAUGUGGGAUCAUGGUAAAUAUAAAUGCGGUUUAAGCAAAAUCACAUUAUCCAAAUUUUAUUUUCAAAACAUUAUGCUGCUUUUGCCUUGUGUUUUGUGUGAAGCCCAUCACGCCAACCUUGACUCUGAGCUUUGUGUACACCCCAACUUAUAUAUUUUAAGAAGGCAAAACUGUUAUGCUCUUCUUCCCUCAGCGCCAUAAUAACCCCCAGUUGUUAAUAAAUAACCUUCAUUCUUAUAUUUGUUUUAUAGCUACAGUACCACAAAAGAAUACAUGGCUCAGUGUUGAAAUCUGGACAAGCAAAUAUAUAUAUAUAGAAACACAUACAGCUACAAACUGCAAACAGUUUCUGCAUGACAUACUGUAGUUACUGCCUUGAUCUUCCGUUUAAAUGCAUUGUGCAGCGUAGCAGAACCCUGAGUAGAAGAACAUACUGUAACUCUGCAGCUGUUCCAAAAGCUGUGACAUUUCUAUUGGAGAACCAAACUAAACAUUUAGGGGCAUAUAUAUUAUAGUGUGUAAGCCAACAUCACUGGUGACUUUGCCCAUAGUAACCAAUCAGAUCUUUGCUUAUCUUGUUACCAUUCAAAUCUAAAUGCCGAUUGGUUGCUGUGGGCAACAUCACUGGUGAUGUUGGCUUACAUACUAUAAUAAAUAUGCCCCAUAGUCACUGAUAAGGUUUCAAAAAGAAUAAUGAGAGACAAAUGCUUUGUGUUUUAUGUAAAAUCUGUAUUCCUUUUUAUAUACAAGUGUCAAUAAACAUUACAGUAAUGGGUCAGAUGUCACAGGUACAUCACUAAUAAGACAGUUGUUAUAGGACACUUCAGAUAGGAGGGUGUCACCAAGACAUUGCUUUGCCAAAAGCCAUGUUUGUUCAUGUCAACAUCCUCAACCAAUGAAUGCAUCCAAGAUGUUUUGUAUUAAUGAGAAAUAAAUUAAACACAUGAAGUCUUA
Molecule: messenger RNA, 2592 nt
Organism: Xenopus tropicalis (tropical clawed frog)
Lineage: Eukaryota; Metazoa; Chordata; Amphibia; Anura; Pipidae
Gene: zswim7
Product: zinc finger, SWIM-type containing 7
Exons: 6
Coding region: 201-614 (137 amino acids)
Molecular function (GO): zinc ion binding
Source: RefSeq, a predicted model, not a curated record